This is a messenger RNA of Porites lobata, 2444 nucleotides long. The record is from the annotation of a GenBank genome assembly. Lineage: Eukaryota; Metazoa; Cnidaria; Anthozoa; Scleractinia; Poritidae.
AGAUACAGUAUAGUUCCUGCUCAAGAAAAAUGUUCCAUCUGCUCAUAUCCUCUUCUCACAAGAGGCUUCUAUGUCUUCCCAUGUCACCAUGCUUUCCACUGCGAUUGUCUAAAAAAUGAAGUGCGACUGUUAAGAUUAUUUUUAUGAUUAUUUUUAAAAGUUUAUAUUUACAAUUUAUUUUUCAAAAAAUGGUGUGUGUAAUUUUGUUUUUAUUUUUUCUCCUUCUUUUUUCAGAUUUUACCCAAUCUUAAAGAGAAACAAAGGUGUAAAUUUUUCUGUUAUCGUUUUUUCUCUAUGCUGCUCUCUACCUUUGUGGCCCUGGUUGUCGUUGAAUUGGUUCGUUAUAAACCCGUGAAAGGAUGGUGAUGAAGUUAUAAAUAUAUCAAAAUCAUAUAUGUGAACUGCGGGUUGAGGAAUUAUAUGAAGUAGUAGAUCAUCGUAGUUAUGGAAGCAACUUUUGCUGUUGCGAAAAGAAAGACUGAAAAAAGUUCAGGCUUGUACGGGAUUCGAAUACCUCUGCGAUACUGGUGCAGCGCUCUUACCAGUUGAGAUAACUGAUAAUUGGUUUUUCCUAAUACGUAAUCAAUGGGUAGUGAUUUAUCCUGCGGAUAGUCCUAUCCACCUUUCUAACAAGUGUCUCAUUUAUGAAUCGGUUAUAUGGCCCAGCUCAGCCUUCGCAGCUCAGUAGUCAGCUGGUCAGACCAGCAUCUGGAAUUUCACUGAUUCUGUAUCUCUGGCUUCCUCGUAGAUUACAACCAAAUUCUUGUUUCUCCGUCUGCGAAGCACAGAAAUCAUUAGUUCCAUGAGCAGGACUUUAUUAAAAUGACAAGUAAAUGUGUCUUUUUAUGCUGGUCAUUUUACCGCCAUGCAGCUUGAAUUUGCAGAGCAAAGGUUCAAGAUCUGUUUAAUCAGCUGUACAGGACACCAAGAUCUGACUCCGCCACAGCUACACCAGCAUCAAGAGAGUCUCUCAAGGUAAGAUAAAUCCUAUAUGCAUACCGAGUUUUUUUCAAGUUUAUAAUUAUUAUUUUUCUUAUUCCUGAGAUUUCUCGUGAAACUGAGAUACUAGGAACGAAUUAAUGGGGUGUUCCUGUCUGUUUAAGGUUUCCAUUUAUUUAGGUAUUUAGAACAUUACUAUUACACGACAUGAUCAUCGAUGAAUACCACCUUAUCAUGUCGAGAGCUCAAUAAGCUAACGAGAACAAGUCUCACGGAUACUAAACAACUCAAGCUCUUUUCCUCGAAAAGUCAAUGGGUGGGGGUGUCUGUACAGAGGUGUCCGCGUGAUGGACAGCAAAUAAAUGACCAAAGAACAGAGUUUACGGAGUUGUCUUUUGUUGACUGCAGUUCGAGUAGUCAGUUUUAUCUUACAGAGACCUGUGUUAAGCACUUAUUAGAUGGGUCAGUUACAUAUAACGCUGACUAAACUUAGUUUGUUAUGUAUUUUUAGAAUGAACUGGAUGACCUAAUAGCAUCUGAAUGUCUUUAUUGCGGGGAAAUUAUGAUCAGGUAAGGGAAUCCUAACAUCGUUACACCAGUCGACUGUGCCAGAGGAUUUAGAUAGAUAGAUAGUUUAGAUAGAUAGUUUAUUAAAAUAUCGAACAUGGCAGUCCGCAGACUGAAUUGCGUUACAAAUACUUAAAACUAAGAUUAAAUAAAUUCCAAAAUUAUAAAUACUAAUUGAAAUUAUAACAAAAAACAUUUCUAUAACAAUGCGAAAAACUCUCUCUAUAUAACUAGGUACAAACUAGUCCAAAAAAUUAUGUACACAUACUUGGAAUAAAAGUGUUCUUAAAACGAUUUGUAUGUGUGCGGGGCAUGGCAUAAGCCCUGGACUGUCUUAGAUUAUGUCUGUGUUCUCUCUUAGGAUUUGUGUAAGCUCGUUGAACAUAAUAAAUGACGUCCACACAUCUACAAAAAAAUACUGAAAACUUAUGAGAUCAAAGAUGUAUAGUUUUUUUCUUAACAGCAACAUCUUUCCUCUUCCUUUUCUUCGUUUCGCGGAGCCAGAAAACGAAAGAUUGAAAAGCACAGCCAUUUCUAGUCUUUAUGGUUUAAGAUUGCAUCCGAAAAUGGGAAGAUAAUCACACAUUUAGAUAGCGGGCAAGGUUUUUCCUUAAUCCUAAAGGACGCGAGAGAAAAGACUUCCCUUUCUGACCUUGUUUUCACUGGAAAAGAACCUCGGAAUACAUGCAGGUACCAGUGUGGCAUAACUAUGAAGGUCAAGUAACGUUUAGUUUCAACCAACCAACCAAUCAAUCAAUCAAUCAAUCAGUCAAUCAAUCAAACUUUAUAUAACGAGUGUGAUACGUUCUAGGGGAAAAAACAUCAUGAACUUGUGGCCCUCAAGUUUGUGAUGUAUGUCUUCCGUUCGUUUCAGGACCAUUGACCAGCCCUUUAUUUUGCCUGAGGAAUAUAACAGUGUUCUUGAAAGCUGGAUGUGA